Solea senegalensis (Senegalese sole) is the source of this 5554-nucleotide messenger RNA. It is a transcript of the gene dgki, whose product is annotated as diacylglycerol kinase, iota. Bases 251 to 3172 code for a protein of 973 amino acids. Gene Ontology annotation, molecular function: ATP-dependent diacylglycerol kinase activity; protein binding. The record is from RefSeq and is a predicted model, not a curated record. NCBI's taxonomy places the organism in Eukaryota, Metazoa, Chordata, Actinopteri, Pleuronectiformes, Soleidae. Gene Ontology annotation, cellular component: nucleus. The transcript has 34 exons. Gene Ontology annotation, biological process: diacylglycerol metabolic process; regulation of synaptic transmission, glutamatergic; intracellular signal transduction.
UCGCUGGGGAGUAGGAGCUCGUGAGUGCAGUUCGGCUUGUUGUCCAGGCGGCUGCGCGUGCCGCCGUACCUGGCAGCGGCAGCAGAAAGACGGUCAGCGGUCAGGAAAUCACAACGGUCAAAAGCUCCGCGGAGUAAUCCUCCUCCUCCUCCCCCGCAUCCUCACACUCACCCCCCGCCGCCAGCAUCACUGUCCCCGGGGGGACGAGCAUAGAGAGACGGGGGUCCAGCGCCAAGAGGACCGAGCAAGCAUGGACCCCCAAACCAAGGACCGCAUCGGCAGCAGCCCGGCUGCGGGGGGCUUCAGCGGACGCCUGGCCUCCCUGGGAGCCGACGGCGGAGACUCGGAGUCCGGAGCCGGCUCGGAGGAAGCCACCGCGGGUAGCUGCAGCGACACGUUCAGUGGCAGUCUGCCCGACAUGGAGCAGGAGAGUCUGGAGGAGAAACUGCGAGGACUGGCGUUCAGGAAGCAGACCUCGUACCGGAAGGCGAUUUCACGCUCAGGUCUGCAGCACCUCGGCCCUCCUCAACCUUCACUGCCUCCUGCAACCAACGGCCCCAACAAGGAGCUGAGGACCUGUGUGGACUGGACGGAGAACGCCAUGAACGGGGAUCACCUGUGGAUGGAGACGAGUUGUUCGGGAGAGCUUUGUUAUCUGGGAGAGGACACCUGUCUCCUGAAGACUGCAAAGUCGGCCCCCAGGAGGAAAUGUGCGGCCUGUAAGAUCGUCGUUCACACCGGCUGCAUAGAGCAGCUCGAGAAGAUCAACUUCCGAUGUAAACCCACGUUCAGAGAGGGAGGGUCCCGCUGCCUCCGAGACCAGAACACACUGAGACAUCACUGGGUUCACAGACGGAGACAAGAAGGCAAAUGUAGACAAUGUGGAAAGAGUUUCCAGCAGAAGUUCUUCCACAGUAAAGAGAUCAUCGCCAUCAGCUGUUCCUGGUGUAAACUGGCGUUCCACAACAAGGUGACGUGUUUCAUGCUGCAUCAGAUCGAGGAGCCGUGCUCACUGGGGGCCCACGCUGGAGUCAUAGUCCCGCCCUCCUGGAUCAUCAAAGUCAGGAAACCACAGAGCUCACUGAAAAACUCUGCCAGGAGGAAAAAGCGGACGUCUUUCAAACGAAGGACAAGUAAGAAGGGACUGGACGAAUCAAAAUGGCGUCCGUUCAUGUUGAAGCCUCUCCCGUCGCCUCUCAUGAAGCCCAUCUUGGUUUUUGUAAAUCCAAAAAGUGGGGGCAACCAGGGUGCCAAGGUGUUACAGAUGUUCAUGUGGAUCUUGAACCCGCGUCAAGUGUUUGACCUGUCACAGGGCGGACUGCGGGAAGCGUUGGAGUUGUAUCGAAAAGUGCCAAAUCUGAGGAUCCUCGCCUGCGGAGGAGACGGGACGGUGGGCUGGAUCCUCUCUGCUCUAGAUGAGCUGCAGAUGAACCCCCAGCCUCCGGUGGCUGUUCUUCCUCUGGGAACAGGAAAUGACCUCGCCAGGACGCUGAACUGGGGCGGGGGCUACACGGACGAGCCCGUGUCCAAGGUCCUGUGUCACGUGGAGGACGGGUCGGUGGUGCAGCUCGACAGGUGGAACCUGCAGGUGGAGAAAAGUGCUGCCCAGCCGGAGGAGGGCACGCAGAAGCUGCCUCUCAACGUCUUCAACAACUACUUCAGCCUGGGCUUCGACGCUCACGUCACACUGGAGUUCCACGAGUCCAGAGAGGCAAAUCCAGAGAAGUUUAACAGUCGCUUCCGCAACAAGAUGUUCUAUGCAGGAGCUGCGUUCUCAGAUUUCCUCCAGAGAAGCUCCAGGGAUUUGUCCAAGCACGUCAGAGUGGUGUGUGACGGCACAGACCUGACGCCCAAGAUCCAGGAGCUGAAGUUCCAGUGCAUCGUGUUUCUGAACAUUCCCAGGUACUGUGCUGGCACCAUGCCGUGGGGAAACACCGGCGACCACCGCGACUUUGAACCCCAGCGCCAUGACGACGGCUGCAUCGAGGUCAUCGGCUUCACCAUGGCGUCACUGGCGGCGCUGCAGGUUGGUGGACAUGGAGAGAGACUCCAUCAGUGCAGGGAAGUCGUGUUAACUACCUUCAAGACCACACCUGUGCAGGUGGACGGUGAGCCGUGUCGUCUGGCCCCCUCCACUCUCCGCAUCUCCCUCCGAAAUCAGGCCAACAUGGUCCAGAAGAGCAAGAGACGAACCUCAGUGCCCCUGCUCAACGAUAUUCAGAAGGUGUGUGCAGCUGAUCUGCGCCGCCUCUCUGCUCCCCCCGACUCCUUCUCUGUUCCUCACGCAGUUCCAGAUCGCCUCCGUCUGCGAGUGAAUCGCAUCGGCCUCCACGAGUACGACAGACUGCAGUACGACAAAGAGCGACUACGUGAUAUCUCCAUUCCUGUCGGGAUCGUGGUGGUGAGAGGAGACUGUGACCUGGAGACGUGCAGACUCUACAUCGACCGAUUACAAGAGGAUUUACACCAGGCGCCAUCUACAGGCCACAGAGUGCACUACCAGGACGAGAGCCGAGGUUUCCCCAGGACCAGCUCAGCGAGUCGACUCUCUCCAAACUGGAGCUUCUUGGACUCGACGUCAGCUGAUCGCUUUUAUCGCAUCGACAAGGCUCAGGAGCAUCUUCACUUUGUGACGGAGAUUUGUCAGGACGAGGUUUUCAUCCUGGACCACGAGACUCCUGUGGUGAACCAGGCCACGACGUCGGGGAUGCCCGACCUGGUGGUGGAGCCCUCUGCUGGUACUCCGUUGACGCCAGAUGAACAAGCUUUGUUGACGGCGGCGCGGUCUGGAGAUCUGUCGAUGUUGUCCGAGUGUGUGCGUCGGGGCGUCAGCUUGUUGGUCAGAGACUCCGGUGGUUGUUCGGCGUUACACGUCGCCGCUCAGAAUGGACACGCAGACGCGGUCAGCUUCAUCCUGCAGCAGGGCUCCAAAGUUCUCCUGGAUCUAACAGACAGAGAGAAAGGGGACACCGCAUUGCACAAAGCCGCCUCUGAGAAGCAGCAUGCAGUUUGUCGUUUGCUGGUUGAGGCCGGAGUGUCGCUCGAGAAAACCAACUUCCAGGGGAAAACACCAGUGGAUCAGGCAUGCGGUGACUCAGCGCUCGUCUCUUACCUGAGCUCCAGACGACACACACCUGCUGCUGCACACGACGACCUGGAGACGGCAGUCUGAGGCGCGCGCACGCACACACACACACACACACACACACACACACACGUACACUGUGUGUGAGAAAAGACGAGGAGGAGGAAAAACAAACUGAAGAACUGCUUUUUCCACAGCAGUGGACAUUUUAAAGCUCAACUAUUUAUUUGUAUUUAUUUAUUCAUAUUCUAUUUAUUGAUUGUGCUGGUUGAUUGAUUGUGUGAUUGAUCGAUUGAGGGACUAUCAGACGGUUCGGGAUGACCGUGCACUUUGAGCAGCCAGUCAUGAGUCGACGUUUCUCGUGUCGUGAGGGAUUUUAAUCACAGUUUAAAAUCAGGAUUUCAAAAACAGAAGCAGAGCCGAUGGGAAUAUUAAAGUUUGAUGCGUUUGCUCCAUUAAACAUGUGCCAAAGACGUGACGUCCAUUCACAGAAUCCAGACUUUCAUCUUCAUCAUCAGUGUUCGCAGCAGUUCAUCUGUGUCUGUCAUCCAAAUUACACACUAUAUAUGUAAUCCCAGUGAGAUUAAGACGCUCUUCUUUUGAGAGAGACGUGGCCAAAACAGACUGAACUGUUAAAACUGUGUAAAACUGAGAAAAAGAACACGUUUUAGACAAAAUAAGACAUACACAGGAGGAUUUUAACUUUGUAAAUGUAUUCAAUGACCUCCAAUUCUUAAAUUCUGAGUUUAAACUUUAAUUUAAUGAGAUUAAUUCAAGUAUUUUCUGCAGCAGGUUCCGUGUCGCAGACACAAAACUUUUGGAACGGGAAAAUUGUCGUGAUUUUUGUUUUUUUUAAUCACUUUUGCGUUUUUACGCAUUAUUACGAGUGUUUCACAAACAAAAACAACCGUAAACAAACAGGAAACAUGCAGUCGCGUUUUUACACUGAAAGAAACAUUUUAACUUAAAAAAAUAUGCAAGUUAUAUGAAAGAAAUUGCUCAUUUGAGUUCAUACUAAGGUUUAGUUUGUCGGCCAUUUUCUUUUUUCCGGUGUAAGCAACCAAAUUUUACUGAAAAUAUUUUGCAAAGAAUCCACAUUUCAUUUUGUUUUCUUUGUUAAAAAAAUGUCAAAAAAGUAUCAAAAAGAAACAAAAUUAAAGUCAAACAUGCUUCUUUGUGUGUGUGUGUGUGUGUGUGUGUGUGUGUGCGCAGCAUUUAUCGCAGAUAAGAGACGAAAAAUCUGAGCCAUAUUCGAUGCAAUAUGAGUUUGUGACGUCAGUUUUUACAUUACAUUAAUGUUUUGAACUUUGUCGACCUUUUAGCGCCGAGGACUCGUGAAUGUGCGAUUUUUACGUCAACGCUGCUUCGGUUUACGAUUGUCUCGUUGUUGUUGUUGUUGUUGUUGUUGUUGUUUUGUUUGUUUUUAUUUUUGCGUUCAUGUUUGUUGGUGGAUUUUCAAAACUCUUUGUGAAAUUAUUCCGAUAUUUACAGUUUGGGACCGAGAAUUUAAUGUUUAACGCCAUCGUAGAAGUUUUUAAACGCGUCAUUUUUUUAGCUGCUACGCUGGCGCAGUAUUACAGCUGCUGUCAGCGAUGUCGUCUUUUAGCUAACUUCCUGUCUGUUGCUGCUGUUAGCAUUCCCCUCCCCUCUUCUCAUAUCAUCUGAGGGGGCGGGGCAUUUCUUUUGGCUUCCUGGUUUUAUAAAGCGUGGAAAGGUUUCUCCGAGAUUUUCGCCAGUUUUUUUAGCUAACUGUGGUUGUAGAAACGUUUAUUUACGCAGACACAAAACGACGUACGAUUACCUGCCUGCGGCCAAUGCUAACGCUAAGUACAGUAGUAGAAUCAAGUGGGUUUUUUUGUAAGUGUCUUGUAAUUUUUUGCCCAUUUUCAUUCGGAUUACGCACUAACAACAUCGGACAUCAGAAGAAGAAUCUCAACCAGGACUCAACGUUAUGCAGAUUUUCUCUGUUUUGCUACUUUAAUUUAGCAUAUGCAGGAUUAGCAGAAAAGUUUUGUCGGGGCUUGCGAAAAAAAAAAAUUCUUUACUUAAAAUGAAAAAAACGUAACAUACAUUUUAUAUCUCUGAAAAGUUGCGAUUUUUCUACUCAAAAUAGUAUUAGCUACCACGAAACACAGAUAAAAAAAACAUUAUCACAGACAGAUAAUGUUUGGAAAUCGCAUGCAAAGAAAUUUGCAAUUCAUAUUGUGAACAUGGUUGCGAUUAUUAUUUGACGUUAAAUAUCAAAAGUUGUAGAUCAGUGUCAGCUGAUCGGAAUGUACCGAUAUUUAACUUUUUCCAAUAAAAUUUCAUGAGCCGAGGCUGAAAAUUUCCCCUAAACUAUUGGAAAUUUAGAUGUAUUAUUUUUUCAUUUGGAGAAGUAUUUUUAUGCGUAUUUUAACUUGUCAACAUUAACUAUGAUAAAUAAUCGGGUUUUUUUAUUUUAUUUUAACGUUAAUGCAGAACUUCUAC